AUGGCGACGAGCGUCGUACUGUUGAUAUCUUCUCUGCUUGCAAUUGUUCACCUGAAGGUAGUGUGGACCGCAACACACUGGGUAGUUACCGAGGAUGGAAGAAUUCAAGCGCAGGCUGAUACAGUGUUCAAUAUGCGACGGCCAUAUGACUUGGUGGCCUUCAUGAAGCAGGAAGAAAGAGCUGUGAUGUUAGAUAAUUUGAAAAAAGAGCUUCUGAGCCGCAAAGAUGAGAUUGAUAAAAGUGAAGAUCGAGAUACUGAUCUUGAACAGAGAUUUUAUCGAUCCGAACCAGAUUGUAUUGCUGCUGGGAAACCUCUACCAGAAUUUGAUCUCUAUAUUAGCACUGUGCUACCACUAGAAAACAAAGGCAUCCGUCAAGAAGAACAUAUUGAUUUUAAAGCUGUUCAGAGUAGUAAACCUCUUCCACCUGAUUGUACUCAAGUGAUAGACCUUGACUACAGCAUUCAUGCUUUCGAGCAUCUUGAGGGUAUGAAAGAUAGAAAGAAUUUGUCAGGCACUGCUGAACUUGGUUUAAAAAAUGCCAUUCCUCAUAGAGAUAAUGUAGAUGAUUAUGGGAAUCUCAUUUAUGAAGCCAUGAAAAAAAACAAGACUUCAUGGGUACUUUUUAACAUGGCAGCUUUCUAUUGGCGAAUAAAGGGAGAUUCCUAUCAAGUAAUUGAGUGUCUACGAAGAGCAUUACAUUUUUCCCCAAGGAUGCAGAAGGAUGUAGCAUUGAUCAGUUUAGCCAAUGUUCUCCAUCGUGCACGAUACUCUAAUGAGGCAGCAAUAGUGGUUCAUGCAGCUCUUGAUGUGUCUAAAGAGCUGAAUGUUAAUCAUUUCACCCUGGGUAAUAUUUAUGCUGUUUUGGGUGAAUACAACAAGUCUGUGAUAUGUUUUGAAAAUACUCUAAAAAUUCAACCAGAAUUUGAAGCUGCAGCUAAGCGAAAACAUGCAGUUGUUUGUCAUGCUAAGCUUGAAUGUGCACUGGAAGCUCAACACAGAUCCUUGCAGCGUACAUUGAAUGAUCUCAAAGACUAUCAACGGAAACAUGAUUUUUGGCAGCAACAGAACACUAAGUUACAAACAGAACAAGUUCCUGCUGAUGUGAAACUUGUCCAGGAGCAGACAUUUGAUCAGCACAGUGCCUGGCAGGCACACCUUUCUGACUAUUGUCAAAUUAUGGAUCAUCAUGGGCAUCACAUAUUGGAAUGUAACCAAGGUAAAAAGCAGUCUCCAAAUUUUGAUUUCUCUUUCACUUUAGAAGAUCAACCAUCUUCACAAAAAACACAGGAAAAUUCUGUGUGGACUUUAGAGGAUAAAAAAGAACCAGAUUAUUCUGUGCCUAUCCAUCGUCCUCUUUACUCCAAAGAGAGUAAGGUAAAGGAUAAAAAGCAGAUGCCCUCUGAUUGGCCGUCCAAAGAAGAAUGUGAUACUUACGUCCAGAAAACGUUUGACCCACAAAAUAUGUCCACUGUUUAUUUGCCACCUGAAAAUAAAGGCUUUGAAGUGCGUGCUUUGCUUUCGGCUGCACAGAAUCUAAACUCAGGUGAUGAACAUCCUCUACCCUGGUACCCUCCAAUUUGUAUUCCUCUGUUGGAUAUAAGUGAUGGUAAUACAGCAACCUAUGAUCACAUUCGGUCAGUUGCAGACAGAGCCAGUUUUGCUUAUAAAUCACCAGAACCAUCUAUGCGACAGAUACUCCUUGAUCAUGUAAAUGAUGGAAUGGUUACAGAAGAAGAAGUUGGACAAAGAAUCCUCACAGCUUUAAAAAGGAGCCUGAGUCCUAGUUGGAUUCUCUUCAAUCUGGCUGGUCUGUACUGGCGCAUUCUGGGUAACACUUACCAUGGCAUUGAGUGUGUGAGAAGAGCUCUAUAUACAGUUCCUGAACAGUAUCGGGAUGUGCCUCUUGUCAACCUUGCUAACAUGCUCUACAAAUUAGGGCGUUAUGAUGAUGCUAUUCGUAUUGUAAAAGAUGCCCUUGCAAUUAGUAAUGUAGAGCCAUUAACUCACUACUUUUUGGGUAAUCUGCUGGUGGCCACCCACAAUUAUACUGGUGCUGUAUGGCAUUAUGAACAGGCAAUGCAGAAUCCUUUUGGAUUAAAAGAAGCUUAUAAUGCUUUGCGAAUGAUAAAAUGUCAACAAAAAUUCCAUCAGCUGGACCAAAGUGAUGCUGUUCAGGAUCUCAAUUCAGUUGAUUUUAUGAUAUCUGGCUCUUCAAGCAAUGCUCCUAAUUGUCAACAAAAAAUUGUCUACUCCAGUUCUAAUCAGCACUCAAAAAGCCGUGUUUUAUGUCAAACUGAAAAUGGUGAAGAAAAAUGCAUGCUUGAAACACAAAGUCAUUCGACAUCAUCUGAAUUCAAUGGACCUUGUUCACAAACAUGCACAAUAAUUCCUAUCAAAUUAGAAUCAUGUUCUUCUGAUGUCACACUGGAAAGCAGUGUCGGUGUUGCUACUGUAUCAGCUGUGGAAGUUGAUGGAGAACUCAGUGGCAAUGUAGCUGAGGUCAGUGAAUUUUAUGAAAGAAAGGAAUUAUGUAAACAAGAUGAAUGCAGUGAAUUCAAAGUACAGCCUCAUGUAUAA
Messenger RNA from Acanthosepion pharaonis, 2580 nucleotides. Lineage: Eukaryota; Metazoa; Mollusca; Cephalopoda; Sepiida; Sepiidae. The record is from the annotation of a GenBank genome assembly.